UGCCAAACAUUCCAGUUCUCUUUCUUACCAUGCCAUGGAAUCUGCGAGUGGAAUUGAAGUCUACAGAUGUGGGGAUCCUGUGGAGGUCUUCUACAAGAUGCCAUUUCCCGAGGAUCACGGGAGGGAGCGCGUGGACAUCCUCGGAGAUCGCUGGAUCCAGUGCGCGACGGCGAGCCUUGGCUCGACCCGGCCUCGCAUUGGCUGGACCCAGCGCUGGCUGCCCGCGGUUGUGAUGGAGGUGCUGGACGGAGGAGAAGCUGUUCGGGUUCAAUGGGAGCUGAGGCAAUGGUACGAUUGGGCAACGGGAGAGCACAUUGAGAUCAGCAGGGACCCUCACGCACUGGAGCAAGAGGUAGAUGUGCACAAGGUUCGAAAGAGGACAGCUGCAUGGCGUAUACCAGAAAAUCGAGCUUGGACGUCGACGCUGUAUCCAACUCGUUCGGAGAUGGCUGUAGGCGGAUGUGAAGUCACAGUCUCCUUCAUUGUUUUCCAAUGGGGUGCUGCAAAAAUUCCUCUGAGCUACGACGCCCAUUCUUGGGGGAGCUUGGAAGGUUCCACUGUAUCGAAUCGCUUCAUCCGCCUUUUUUUCCGAGAUGCUGUGAUUCCAAAGUUUGGAUAUGAUUACGAAGUCCUCACAGUCUUCAUUCAGCACAGUGACGAAUUUGCCGGUAUCUCCCCCGAAUUCCUGGGGUCGGUCUGUCGGGGGCGCAGAGUGUGCGCCCUGUACUUCCUGUGGCCGAUACAAGGCGCUCAGAGCUAUGGGGAAAAGGCGCCCACAGCUGCUGCCUAUGUAGAUGCUGAGAAGCUUUACCAGCUGGUUUCGCGCAUGGAGGCGUGCAGCAUCUCCACUUUGUGGCCCCACCCCUUGCAGCUCUGGAGACUUCUCACCUCGAAAGAGUGGAUGACGAGCCUCUGCAUGGCCCCCCAGUUCCAAAUUCCUCUGACCACGCGCUGCGGCAAGUGCCUGGUGCUCAGCGACCCCCUGAAAGCGGCGACGUGGGCACUGCAGGCGCUGAAGAUGUUGAAGGAGGACCGGAAGCAACCUUCCAGGGAUGGAAUCGUGGCCAAGCUGGGAUAUAGCUACGAGGGUGUGGAUGUGAAGAUGGUGUCAGGUGAGGAGAAGCUAGCGGAGGCAAUGUACUUCUUGCUCACGCAGCCGAACUACUACAACGAGUUCGUCUAUGUCCAGGAGCAAGUCAACGUACAUCUGGAGGCGCGGUGCUUUGUGGUCCAUGGCAAAGUGGCUGACGUCCUCUUCACCCGAUUUGGGCGGAUUGACUGCCAUGGAUAUGUGAGAGACUACGAGAAAGCAGCGUCCGCCCGGGAAGCCAGGGAGGAGUGGUUCUUCAAGGACGAGGUUGCCUGGCAGGAUGCCAUGGAGCAAGUACACAGGAUCUCCUACUGCUGGCAUUUGUGGCUUCUGGCCCAAUCUGCAGAGCCCACCAUCUCAGUUCGCAUCGACUAUUUGCUGGAGCGGGAAUCACCCGGCAAGGCCAAGGUGUGGACGGGUGAAGUUGGAGAGCAGGGGUACAGCAUGGGCGGAAUAGACCCCCUGGUGGUUUUCCGCGCUGUGCUGGACGGGAUUGUGUGAGACGCAACGGCGGUCCGCGUCCGCGCUGCCUGCGUUUGAAUUGGAUUGGCGAAUCCCACGUCAAGUCUCC
Molecule: messenger RNA, 1661 nt
Organism: Effrenium voratum
Lineage: Eukaryota; Dinophyceae; Suessiales; Symbiodiniaceae
Source: the annotation of a GenBank genome assembly